AUGUAUAACUUGAAAGGAAGCAAUGAUUUUGGAGAGCUGACUCAUAACUGUCAUAACUUAGAUAUGAGCUUGAAACCAAAGACAAGUUUGGAAAGAGCUACAGAAGGAAAUUAUUUUUCAGUAAGGCCUUCGGUACUACAUUCAAUAAGCUCUGCAUUUCCUGCAAAUAAAAGGGGUUUAAUAGAAUUAGUAGUAACUGAAUUGUUUAAUGAGUUUUCAGUAAAGCCUGACAACAUGAUAGAGGAUGCAAAAUAUGGCCUAUGCAUUCCAACACUUUACUCUGUUCUACUGCUUACAAUUUGCCACGUACAUAAAUUAAAAGAUUUUGAGGAGUGGUUUGAGGGGUUCCUAAAAAGCAAGAAAUUCCCUUUGCUAACACCAUCUGGAUGCAAGAAUGAAGCUCUAUUUAACCUUUUAAAUGCAUUGGCAUGUUUUGGUUCAUCCUUAAAAAAGAGGCCAGCAGCAAUGCAAGGAGUUGAGCUAGUAUUAUUAAGACUUGGAAUAUCAUUUUACUUUUCUUUAUGUCAAAUAAUGGACCAUCCAUUUUCAACAAACAGGUUUAUUAGAGCUCUGAUAACGGGAGCUCAUGAGUGGAUCCAUGGAUCUCAAGGACAAUAUGUCCCAAAUAAGUUAGAUGGGUCUUUUCAUUUAAGAAGAAAGAGUUCUUUUACAAGAAAAAGAAGUAAAGAGCUGAUUCAAGAACAUACAGUAAAAAGUUUGAUAGAUAUUUUUGAUGAUUUUUCCAUUAAAUUAAUCUGCAACUUUGGAUAUAAGCCAAAUUGUAUUACUUGGAACGAGGUAAACAAAUAUGUUCAGAGUCUGAACGACUCUUUAUUGUCAAGUUUAUUUAAAAACUCAAACAUAAAUGGAGGUUUUUUUCAGGAAACAAUGGUAAAUGAAUUUGUUAGAUCCUUUUAUUCCUUGUAUCGAUAUAAAGAACCUUCAAAAGAAAGUGUAACUUCAAUUAAGGCAGAUCCAAAUCAUUACUAUGGAAGUUCGCAUGAUCUAAUGCAAAAAGCCUUGAUCUGUCCAGAAAAUAAAGUUCCUGACAAGGAUUUGCCGAUUGAGGAAUAUUCCUUAGGUUUUACAGAUAUCUCAAAUAAUAUGAAUAACUAUCAAAAAGAAGAUACAUUUUCAUUAUCAGAAUUCCAGGAAUCAGAUGAUUAUGAUGAUGAAGAAAUAGAUAAUGAGUUUGAUCAAGAGUUUAGCGAAAAAUUGUAUAACUCAGAUGUAAAUACUAAUAAAGCUCUGGAUGCAAUUUCUUCAAAGCUUAAAGGGAUGUCAGUUUCUACUUCUGGGCGUAUUUUUAACCUAAAUUUACUAACAAAAAAAUAUCUCAAUAAGGCACAAAACUCUUUAAAUAAAGGAAGCUCAAAAGGAACAGGGAUAACUGACCCCAAGAAAAGCAAACAACCAAUGUCAAAAGAACCUUUAAAUGAGAAAAUUGAAUCUCUGAAAAAUAUUCAAUUUGAAUCUAGUUCAGUUUCAAAAAGACCCUCCUGGUCUCAAUUUGCUCAAAUUUUUAGUAGUCAUGGGGUAAACCUUAAUCAGAACUCCAAGCCUAAUUCAAUAGACUCAAAAUCUAUUAAAUCUACAGCAACCAUGAAUACUCCAAAUUAUAUGACAUAUAAACAACAAAUAUAUGAAAGUGAAGAUGACGAAGACCCCCUUAAUGUAUUAUAA
Molecule: messenger RNA, 1683 nt
Organism: Cryptosporidium ubiquitum
Lineage: Eukaryota; Apicomplexa; Conoidasida; Eucoccidiorida; Cryptosporidiidae
Exons: 1
Coding region: 1-1683 (560 amino acids)
Source: RefSeq, a predicted model, not a curated record